GAUGCUUUCGGUGAUAGUCCUUAAGCCUUCUGAGAGCGGCUUCUGUAGGACCCGAGGAACACUUGCUGCCGAGAACAUUGGCUGGAUACCUCUAGAUCUACCUUAAGACUUGAGAACUAGGUUGGGACCAUGGGGACAACGAAGGUAAGAGCUGGUUGUUUUUAUUUGCUUGUUUGGGGUCCUCACGGAGGUAGGUCGUGGUGCGGAUCGCCGUGCUCCGGUUUCUCCUAAGUCACCGAGCCAUCCGGACGGAGGCCUUUUCUUAUCAGCUCCAGCAAGCAAUUCGAUACUAGUGUUAGCGUUCUAGGCAUCUCCUACCUGACGAGGAUCCUCUCGGACACCUUCUUAGCACGUGAAAGUCACCUCAGAAGCUGUUUGCCUCUCGGGUGUGUUUGAGGUAGCUGUGAUGAGAGCGAAGAGGGUAGGACUUGGCCGCGGGGGUCUCGGAGCCAGCUGGAAGGCUUGGGAAAGGCUUAGACCUUGAGAGGACGUGGGGUUGGCUUGGGUUUGCUGUUCAGCAUCCCGCUAUCGGUCCUUGGGUUCCCGGUACUGUGGGGAGGGAAGUCCAGUUGUCCUUACUAUGGUUGUGAGUGCAGGAUGUAUCGGAGUUAGUGUGGGCGGAGGGAGGAAGGCAGUAUUUGUAAGGAAAAGGGCAUUUCCACGAAGAUUAACUUGGAAAUUAAGUAAAUUAAGAGACCGUGAAAAAAAAAUCAGGAUAAAAGAGGGGAUGUCUGUAAAGAGGGUUUUACAACAAGGAAAGGGCCUUCGCCUGGAAGGGACAGCACUUAACCACCGAGAGACUGGGAGGCUGCCGGGAAGGUCAGCUCGCUGCUAGACGCUCCCAGCCUGCCACCGGGAGUGACCUUAAGAGGAACUUAAGGACAGGUGAAGAGGUUGUAGCAGGCCAAAUAGGUCGGCCUCAGACUCCAGUUUUGAGAUGUCCCUGCCUGCUUGAGUGAUUUCCCAGCAAGGUGACCCCAUCUCUGGUGUUCGCCGUGACUGUUGCCACGAUCGGCUCUUUCCAGUUUGGCUACAACACUGGAGUCAUCAAUGCACCUGAGACAAUCCUAAAGGACUUUCUUAACUACACUUUGGAAGAGCGGUUAGAAGACCUACCAAGUGAGGGACUGCUGACUGCCCUCUGGUCCUUAUGUGUGGCCAUCUUCUCUGUUGGUGGCAUGAUUGGCUCUUUUUCUGUUGGACUCUUUGUCAACCGCUUUGGCAGACGCAACUCUAUGCUUCUAGUCAACUUGCUGGCCAUCAUUGCGGGCUGCCUUAUGGGAUUCGCCAAGAUAGCGGAGUCUGUUGAAAUGCUGAUCCUGGGCCGCUUACUCAUUGGCAUUUUCUGUGGCCUGUGCACGGGCUUUGUGCCUAUGUACAUUGGAGAGGUGUCUCCCACUGCCCUUCGGGGUGCAUUUGGCACACUAAACCAGCUGGGCAUCGUUGUUGGGAUUCUGGUAGCUCAGAUCUUUGGUUUGGACUUUAUUCUGGGCUCUGAAGAACUGUGGCCUGGGCUCCUUGGCUUAACCAUCAUUCCAGCUAUCCUGCAAAGCGCAGCCCUUCCAUUUUGCCCUGAGAGUCCAAGAUUCUUGCUCAUUAACAAAAAGGAGGAAGACCAAGCUACAGAGAUCCUGCAGCGCUUGUGGGGCACCUCGGACGUGGUCCAGGAGAUCCAGGAGAUGAAGGAUGAGAGUGUUCGGAUGUCACAGGAGAAGCAGGUGACUGUGCUGGAGCUCUUCAGGUCACCCAACUACGUCCAGCCGCUUCUCAUCUCCAUUGUCCUCCAGCUGUCUCAGCAGCUCUCUGGGAUCAAUGCUGUGUUCUAUUACUCAACAGGAAUCUUCAAGGACGCGGGUGUCCAGGAACCGAUCUAUGCCACGAUUGGAGCAGGCGUGGUCAAUACUAUCUUCACUGUAGUUUCUCUGUUCCUGGUGGAGAGGGCAGGGAGGAGAACCCUGCAUAUGAUAGGCCUGGGAGGCAUGGCUGUUUGCUCCGUUUUCAUGACGAUUUCGCUGUUACUAAAGGAUGACUAUGAAGCCAUGAGCUUUGUCUGUAUUGUGGCUAUCUUGAUCUACGUAGCCUUCUUUGAGAUUGGACCUGGCCCCAUUCCCUGGUUUAUUGUGGCUGAGCUCUUCAGCCAGGGCCCCCGCCCAGCUGCCAUUGCGGUGGCUGGCUGUUGUAACUGGACCUCCAACUUUCUGGUCGGAAUGCUCUUCCCCUCAGCUGCAGCCUACUUAGGAGCCUACGUUUUUAUCAUCUUCGCUGCCUUCCUCAUCUUCUUCCUAAUCUUCACCUUCUUCAAAGUCCCGGAGACCAAAGGCAGGACUUUCGAGGACAUUGCCCGGGCCUUCGAGGGGCAGGCGCACUCUGGAAAAGGCCCUGCCGGUGUGGAGUUGAACAGCAUGCAGCCGGUCAAGGAGACCCCUGGCAACGCCUGAGCCGGGAGCACCUCCUUCACCUCCCUCCACUGUGGAAAGCCACCUCCCCUUAAGUGGGGAGACCUCAUCAGGAUGAACCAGGACUGCUUCUGAGUGCUGCUAUUCUCACCCCACACACUCCAUGAAAACUCAGCUGCACCCAAUGCUGGGGUUGACCAGAUCGCCAAUGGCUUUUAAGUGUUUGAUUUGGGGGAUACUUCCCUUGUAAUCAGGAAAGACCAAGGAAGCCUACCUUUAUAUUGGGAGGGAAGGGGCCGCAGCUCCCCUUAGGUUCUAAAACCCGCUAACUAGGACAACUAGGGAGUAGGAGUAGGGUGCAGCACCGCCCCCACCACCACCUUAGUUUGCCAGGAAACAGAUCUUCAUACCCAGUGUGGAGGGCCCUGGGGGAUUGAACAAAAGACCCCCUCCUCACUUGAUACAGCUCUGCACAGCAAAGUAACUUGAGUUUUAUUUAUUUUAUCUUCAGGUUGAAUUGCAUAAAUAUUUAUUUUUUUAAUUGUAAUUUUACCAAAUAAUGAGACAGUAACGAAAUUGAGGUUGGAGGGAGGUGUUUAAAGAGAGGUUCAGGAGGAAAGAAAGUUUGGUGCUGGAGAGAGGUUACAACAGGGAGGAUGGAUGUUACUGGUGGCCUGUGAGUCACUUCCUUUGUAGAUGAAGGGACACUAUCCCUUGUUAUUUCUCAGAAGAGCGAGUGCCUGUACUAAAAGGCUCAUGGCUUUCUGUGGGCCUUUUCUUUUAAGAUUAUAGUUUUUAUGUAGUGUUACUAAAAUCUAGGCUUGUUACUAAAGUGGUCUUUGUAGUUAGUGAUAUUGAUGGAUUUUUAUGUUGCAUGGAGUCCAGACAAGGGAGGGGUCACCGCAAGCCUCUCCUUUCCCUGGACCAACACCCUCUCUGUCCUGUGAGCUCGCUUUUUCUUUUCUGAUGGUCAAGCCCAUUACCAAACGGGCGGGCGAGCGAGCGAGCCGUGUGGAUGAGACACAAAGACAGUAGUUGUUGAGAGGCAUUAGUUUCUUCAACUUAGUUUUUUUUUAAGAGAUUUUAGGUGUUGGUUUGUUUCAUUUUGGUUUAAAGGGAUUCAUAGCUAACUUGGAUUUUGUUACCUCAGCUCUGGGAGAGGAUUUUCGCUGGAUGACUAUUAAUGACUUGUUUUGAGGGAGUACAUUUGUUGCUCUAGAGUUGUGGCAUGCUAGCCUAUGUCUGUUACAGUCUCAGGCUGCCCUUGUUUCCAGGUUCCUGUGCUAUUGUGCUACAUGCCCAAGGGGCCUUGGCUCUGCUACACACAUUAGAGACAGUGACUGAAUGUGCAGUGUGGUCCACGCAUGAGGGCACAAAUGUCUGUGCAUUGUCACUUUGCUCUGGGCAUGAAGUCCCUGGUCCCUUGGCUCCUGUAGCUUUUUAUUGAUCGACUAUUAGAACUCAACCCUGUGUACAGAAGCAGCACUGCCUCUGCUAGGUGGAGCUUGCACCCAGGAUUAGAUGCCACCCAUUGGGUUCCCUGUCCCUGUUGGAGAGAGGUGCUUCCUUGAGGUCUGAGGUUGGAAGGCUCUACCUCACUACAGCUAGGAGGCGCAAUGGAAAGGUGUGAGGUCAGGGCUGUGGCUCCUGAAGACCCAGUUGUGGGCCAAGGGUGGCUUUAUUUAAAGGGAGUUAAGAAACAUGGCAUAUUGGUAUGUUGAUAUCACCAAGAUUCCCUUCUGCCAUAGGUCACAGACACCUUCCCAACUGUCCCCUCCUCCACUUCCAUAAAUGGAGACAACCCUGAUGGACCUCACCCCUUUUCCACAGGUCACUGGAUCCCACUGUCACCCUCGGUGCUUACACAUUUCAGACCCUUUAGGCAAACCCUUGCAUAGAGUGGUAGAGCCAUAUCUCAGUGCUCGGUUUCAGUAUUCAACUCUCCACUCCCUGUGGCCAGUUGGGAUUUAAAAACUCAGAUUGCUAUGGAAAGGGGCUUUGCUGGGAAAGGCGACUCCUCUAACUUCACCUCUUCAGUUCCUCCAGUGGAGUUUUUACAUUUGCCAAUGGCCAUCUUGUGAAUAUCUUCAUACAUACUUUCUAUUAAUGUUACUGUAGUUUCUGUUUUGAAAUAAAACUUCUGAAUGUA
This is a messenger RNA of Mus musculus (house mouse), 4545 nucleotides long. It is a transcript of the gene Slc2a3, whose product is annotated as solute carrier family 2 (facilitated glucose transporter), member 3. The record is from RefSeq and is marked validated. The transcript has 10 exons. Lineage: Eukaryota; Metazoa; Chordata; Mammalia; Rodentia; Muridae. Gene Ontology annotation, cellular component: plasma membrane; perikaryon; membrane. Gene Ontology annotation, biological process: transmembrane transport; D-glucose transmembrane transport. The coding region runs from base 1179 to 2438 and encodes 419 amino acids. Gene Ontology annotation, molecular function: D-glucose transmembrane transporter activity; dehydroascorbic acid transmembrane transporter activity; transmembrane transporter activity.